Molecule: messenger RNA, 745 nt
Organism: Vanrija pseudolonga
Lineage: Eukaryota; Fungi; Basidiomycota; Tremellomycetes; Trichosporonales; Trichosporonaceae
Gene: CFIS2
Product: Pre-mRNA cleavage factor Im subunit 2
Exons: 7
Coding region: 1-618 (205 amino acids)
Cellular component (GO): mRNA cleavage factor complex
Molecular function (GO): mRNA 3'-UTR AU-rich region binding
Source: RefSeq, a predicted model, not a curated record
AUGACCGUCGUGAUCAAGGACCCCGAGCCCAUUGACAUCUUCCCCGUUGACAACUACCAGAUACAGAGCACCUCGAUACAGCCCGAGGAGGACUCGUCUGUGGCUGAUCGCAUGCACCGUCUCCAGGACCAGUACGAGGAGACUGGUAUGCGCCGCUCGGUCGACGCGGUGAUCGUGUGCCAUGACCACGGCUUCCCCUGCAUCCUCACCCUCCAAGUUGCCAACGACUUCUUCAAGCUCCCUGGAGGCUACCUCGACCCCUCGGAGGACGACGAGACCGGCAUGGUUCGCCACCUGCGCGACCUCCUCAACACGGCUGGCAAACCGGCGACCGAGCAGCCCCAGUGGGAGGUGCGCGACCUUCUCUCCAUCUGGUGGCGCCCCAACUUUGACGGCUUCUUCUACCCGUACAAGCCCGCGCACAUCACCAUUCCCAAGGAGCGCAAGAAGAUCUUCCUGGUCACCGUGCCGCCCAAGAUCAGCAUCGGUGUCCCGCUCAACAUGAAGCUCCUCGCUAUCCCGAUCCACGAGUUUUACGACAACACGCAGCGCUACGGGCCGCAGCUCAGUGCCAUCCCCCACCUUCUCAGCCGCCUGACUUUCUCUGCCAAGGACUAGGCCACCUCAGCCGCUCCCUCCCCACCCAUACCCACGUACCUCGGCCUUUAACACAUUCAUUCUACCCGGAGCCUACCUACCGCGUCCCACUACGUAGCACGUUCACGAAUAGCCACGGACAUGUAUA